UUAACUUUCGCACGUGCUCAUCUUAUUUGUGUCUCCAAGAUCCACCGAGCCCAUCGCCCCAUUCGAUCUGUCUCGGCUCGGGAACGAAGGUGGGAACGAAGGUUGGUUCGAUGAUCGCGAAGACGGAGGAGGUAUGUGCGCUGCUUCUUCUAGGGUUGCCUCGUGGUUUGAGGGUGGGAGCUGACGGAACCAAUCAUAGGUACGAGGAGGGUGAUCGUGUGCCCCUCCCUGUAUGCCAACAAGAAGCAAAAGCUCAGUGUGCUUAUAUGGAAAUGACAAACCUUGUUGAUGGUGUUGUAACUGAUGAUUCUGAUGUCUUCUUAUUUGGAGCUCGAAAUGUCUACAAGAACAUAUUCGAUGACCGGAAAUAUGUUGAGACAUACUUCGUGAAGGUGUCUGUUGAGCUUGAGCGCGAGCUUGGCUUAGAUCGAGACAAACUAAUCCGUAUGGCAUUGCUUCUGGGAAGUGAUUAUACUGAAGGAGUUAGUGGGAUUGGAAUUGUUAAUGCAAUUGAAGUUAUACAAGCAUUUUCUGAGGAAGAUGGCCACCAGAAAUUUAGACAAUGGGUUGAGUCCCCAGAUCCAGCUAUAUUAGGAAAACUAGUUAGUGGUAGUCAUUCAAACAGAUCAUUGAAAGAAAACAAUAAUGGUGCUGAUGCAAUAAAAAGAAGUUCUCAGGAAGAUGCAUCUGAAGAGUCUGUUUCAAGGGGUCAUGAUGAUGAAAAACCUACUGGCAAUGAGGCAAUUAAAGACAUCUUCAUUCAUAAGCAUGAGAAGGAUGCAAGAGACAUUGAGAUUCCUAACAUAAGAUUGGAGGUCUUUGAAUUGAUGAUGAGGAUCGGUUGAGAUCACUACUGAUAUCGCGCAAGAUCUUCUAUGAGCUGUAUAUCAGUAUCUUCUUGAGGGUCUUAAACGCCUAUGUGAAUAUGCCAUUGCACAAGUGGGUAGAAACUACAUUGUCUUUUCUUUUUCUCAUUCUCGGAAGCUUCACUAGUUAUUGUAAUAAAAUUUAUCCUGAAGUCCUAAGAAGCGUUGAGUAUGCUUCAUCAUGCAAGAAGUUUGCGUCGAUAAUAUCUCCAGCAUGUACGAAUUGUCAGAGGCAUUCCAUGCCAUGUCCUUGAGGCACACUUGUGUCAUGUUUAUUUUAGAGCAAUUCGAGAAAAUCAACACUCGUCCAGGGUGCUCUCUCAUCAAAUAUAUCUCUCUUUUUUACUUCACUCUCUUGAACUCCUGAGUGUAUUUAGUGUUGAUUGCCUCGCGUUCUCAUUUACUGAUUCUGCCUUGAUGAACUUCCGCAGGCAUUCUCUUCUAAUCCAGCAAAUAACUCCAGAGAUUCGCAACUACUUUGGUAAAGCUUUGAGGCCGAAUAUGAGAAAAUCCCUUACCUAACUGUUCCUUUUUUACAGCAUCUUCUCUAACUCACGCUGCUGCUGCUGGAGGCUUGUACAGUUGGAGCAUUUCUGCACCAAACAUCUAUUUCCAAAGGGGGGUAAGUCGGGGGUAAGAACUAGCCUUCUGGAACCAAUGGUUCUUUUCUCUCUGAUUCUGUUUGGUACACCUCUAAUUUUGCACUUGAAAUAUCCAAUCAUCGAUAUAAAAAAAAUUUGAUCUUUUGAUUUAAAAAAAGCCUGCAGUUAAUUACCUAAGUAGUGCAACCAUGGCAUGCAUGAUUAAUUACCUAUGUCAAGGCCAAACUGGACUCCCCUUUUGUUUUAUUUUUCCUGCAAAUGAACUUUAAAAUCUAAUCUGUUCUAAGGUAAAAUUGUAUUAACCCUAAAUUAACAUGUCAUCUGUAUAGAUUCACUACAUGUAUUUCCAGUCUACUCGAGCUGGUGGUAAUCUAAUUCGUGGUGUUCUGAAUCGAGUUUUAUCUUCAAAUGUCUCAUAUUAACACUGUGAUAACGCAUAUUUGUUGGCAAACUUAACACAGAUCGUAAUUAUAUGAUCAUUUCCUUUAGAUAUCUUUCAGGUAAGACACUAAAGCAAGAGAAUAUCUACAUGAUUAUUUCCUAGAAUUGCUACAUAUAUGUGACCCAUAAAACGGGUGUUGUACGCAUACGAUUCAUAAAGAAAGUGUUGGAUGACUCUCAUACAUAUAAGGUUUGUGUUAUUAGAAAUGCGAAUGUUAAUUCAUAAGUAAUUAUGUCGAUCAUUGACAUAAGCUAAAUAGUAUUUGGAAAACACUUAAAUCAUGCAAGUGAAAUAAUUAGUUUAAGGAGAGGUAGAGUGAGAUGGAAGAUUACUUUACCAAAAUCUAUUGAAAGUUUAACAAGUGAUAAUUAAUCAAGGAUAUUGCUUUGCACAGAGUCUAAUAACAAUUAAAGAUUUAUUAUUAUAUGAUAUGAAAUAUAAUAAAUUGGUAGAGGGUGUUGCUUUGCACAAAGGUAGAGGGAGAUGUAUAUAGCCAACGUUAAAUAGUUGGAACAUAUUGAUUUAUUAUUAUUACUGGCAUUAUAUGUGUAUAUAUAAUACUAACAAUAAUAAUAAAUAUAUAGUUAAAGGCAAAUCAUACUUAAAGUGGGUAAAGAAGGUCAUGAUUCUGGUACAAGGAUGACAUUGACAUUCACUUCUUAUCUUGGUCAGUGAUAUAUGAGCAAUAGGGUUGGUUGGUUUGCUAUUUCGUUCAUGCUACUUAUUAAAUUGCUUACUCAGGCUGAUAAUAACAUUAGUUAAAGUAGUGUUGAAUUGUUAAGUAGUUAGCCGUGUGUUUAACUGGAUCAAACAAUGGUGGUACAUAACAUGAAAGUUCUGGUUUGGUUGGCUUUCUGUUUUAUUCAUGCUACUCGUUAAAUUGCUUACUCAGGCUGAUAUUAACAUUAGCUAAAGUAGUGUUGAUUUGUUAAGUAGUUAGCCAUAUGUUUAACUGGAUCAAAAAAUGAUGGUGGUACAUAACAUGAAAGUUCUGAACUUAAUCAUACCAAUCACCAUUAUAUUACCCAAAAACCAAUCCCAGUCCUGAAGCUGAUCUUGCAAGGUCUUAGCUGACAAAGCAUGUGAUUAUUUGCUGAAUCACACCUGUGGGAAAAGUGUUAAAAGAUAGCUAUAUACCUAUAAUAGUCCUAAUCAAGUUGUUCAUGUAGGUGUACCUAGGCGAGCAGUAUGUGAAUAGCUCCACGCUAUUAGAUGUUACAUUUCUAGUUGAAGGUUGUAGACUAUUCUUACCAUAUGUAGUAACUUAUAUAUGCUACAUUCUUCGUUUAAGAGGAAGCUAUUAGUUAUGUGCUAAAUAUCUAAAUGUUCAUUAUCUGUUAUUUUCUAGGCAAGUGCUUUUAUGCACACAGAAUUGCUCUGCUUGCUUCUUCGGAUGCAUUUUGUGCAAUGUUUGAUGGUGUCUAUCGGUGCUCAUAUAGAUAGUUGCCUAUUGACAACUUCAACUGGAAAUGCUCGUCAGGGUGUCCUCGAUAUCAAAGUAAAGAUCAUGUUGGAUUGGGAUCCUAAAGGAAAGCAGGGCCCCAUGAUUCCUUUGCCAGAUCAUGUUACAAUUCAUGCCCCAAAGGAGGAAGAGUUAAUCCAACCUCCUGUUCUGCCUCUAGAGAUUUAAUUUGAAUGUUACAACCUUUGCAAAAGGAAUUAGGAUUACAUUUCUUCUUGAUAAACUUGCGGCAGGUAACAAGCCGAAGUUCUUCUGAUUUAUGUGCUUGUACUAGUCCUAGAUUAACACGAAAGAAGAUUGGGAGUCUUUAGGCCCA
Molecule: messenger RNA, 3688 nt
Organism: Musa acuminata AAA Group (dessert banana)
Lineage: Eukaryota; Viridiplantae; Streptophyta; Magnoliopsida; Zingiberales; Musaceae
Product: DNA repair protein UVH3-like
Exons: 8
Coding region: 111-845 (244 amino acids)
Cellular component (GO): nucleus
Molecular function (GO): DNA endonuclease activity; single-stranded DNA binding
Source: RefSeq, a predicted model, not a curated record